AUGAGUAUACAAGACAGAAAUAAAAAACUGGAUAGCUUGGAUAUAGAGGGUGUUGUGAAUUUAUUGCAAACAUGGGACUUGGUUGAGUUUGUGGACUUCGUUAAAGAAAAACAACUGGAUGGACGGAAAAUCGCAGAUGUUACAGAAGGGAUAGUAAAGCUAUGGAGACCACAAUCUAAUGCUAAGAAAUUCAUUGCAUUCCUCGAGGACCUAAAACGCGACCCAGAUAAAUAUUUGAAUACAAGUGAAUCGAUCGAUGAUAAAUCUGAAGCUGAGAUGGCUUUAAUAGAGAGCCAGUAUCAAACAGUUAAAAAAAAGGGUACAGAAGAACUUGUUAACGUCAAUAAUAGCAUCGAAGAUUUAUUGAAAAAAUGGGUACCGGUUAAAAGCUUCCUGUACAGGAACCAACCAAAGCAAAUUAAUAAGGCCGCACCGUCCUAUCUUCCCAUGAAGCCUGUAUCUCCAAAGCGCUCCAAAAAGUUCUUCAGGCUAAACUCAUAUGAAUAUCCAUUGUUUGACUUACGUUCCCGGCUUAAGCAAGAAACUACGGACAAAUACUAUCCAAUGAAAAGGACUAGUAUAUUUUACAUAAACAAAUUAUACAAGAGACCCGAAUGGGGAACCAAGUACAAAUCUAUAUCGACAACUGAAGAAUUUACGGAUAAAUAUGCAGAGGAUCAUCUUUACGAAGACUUGAAUUACAAUGAAAUACCUGAGAAUACUAAAAAUUUUCUAAGAGACGACAAAAUAAGCAGCUGUAAUUUAAGCCAGACUUCUAAACCGUGUAUGGUUAAAAUUCAAGAACUUAUCCAAUCAUUUAGGAUGCCGUUUUUUGGUGGCAAAAAGACUGAUCCGCUCAAUGAUGUUGGUUGCGUGGUGGAAAAUGGUGUGGAUGAUAAAGAAACAAACAUAUAUGAGAGCAAUGAUCCGAUGGCAAAUAUGUAUGAUUCGGUGCAUGUGAACAAUGAAAACGUUAUUGAAAAUCAAAGCGUGAAGACAAAAUUACCGGUGGAAGACUAUUUAGAUCCAGUUCAAAUUAACAAAGAUUAUCUGGACGUUCAGUACAAACAGAAGGACGACUCUAUACUCGGUUAUAUUAUGAGUAUAUUCGAGAACAGAUUCGGAAUGAAACGAGAUACAAACGACGCUCGUUCGGAAGGUUCAGAUAAUGGAAGCGAAGGUGACGUCGCACUACACGCGCAAAAACCGGAAGACCGUAAAAGUCGGAACAUGGCCGAUCGACCUCUUCCGGUGCCGAUUGAGAACGAACCUUUUUACAUGAACAUCGACCGAACCGAAGCUGAGAGCCUAUUGAAGGGACAGCCCGAUGGGAUGUUUGUCCUGAGGCCGUCCAGCCAGCCAAACCACGCGUAUACGUUAAGUGUGUCUUGCACUGGGGCAGUGCACAAUGUCGGUGUUCGGCGUCGUCAAGAUGGCCGCCUCGCGCUCGGCUUUGCUCGGCGCGGCGAGCGAAGUUUCACGAGCGUCGCGUCGCUAUUACGUCAUCACCGUAGGCGGAGGCUGCUUCUGGUUGCCGAGGGCGGAGUGAUCGGCGCUACAACUUUAAUAGACACGCCGCAGUAUUAUCAAACGCCCAGAAGUAUUCCGAUUCCAAUUUAAUUCCAGUUCAGUGUGACUUCAGGAACUGACGCAAAUUUUGCAUUUUCAAAUUAUUAUUGACUGUGCUCAGAUUAAAUAUGUUAUACUAUGUCUUAUGUUUACAUAUGAUGUAAUCUUCAUAAUUUUAUAUUAAUUUAAAUGAAUCAGAAAAGGACUGUCUCUGUAUAAUUGCAGUUAUAAUAAUGAAAGUCAAGUUUUAAAUAAAAAUGAACUUUUUUAAUUUGAAGUCUAGAACAUCUAAGAUAUCUCGUAAAACAUGUAUCGUAAUAACUAUGAAAUGAUAUUAAAGUGUUAAAUUAUAAAUUUACUUUAUUUUGUCACUCAAAUAAUAAG
Molecule: messenger RNA, 1953 nt
Organism: Bombyx mandarina (wild silkworm)
Lineage: Eukaryota; Metazoa; Arthropoda; Insecta; Lepidoptera; Bombycidae
Biological process (GO): phosphatidylinositol phosphate biosynthetic process
Cellular component (GO): phosphatidylinositol 3-kinase complex
Molecular function (GO): 1-phosphatidylinositol-3-kinase regulator activity
Source: RefSeq, a predicted model, not a curated record